CCGCCCUCCAGCGGAAGCGCGGCAAACCUUCAGUAUUUAUUUACGGAGGUGAGGGAGGCGAAAACUUAAACUGACGGAUGGAGGUGGACAUCCUGGAGUUCCAGGUUCCUCUGGAGAACAACAAGACUCUGUUUGUGUGGGACAUCCAGCCCUCUUACACCGAGGCUCAUAUCUAUGACAGGUUGCAUCGUGUGUUCUCCUCCUUCGGUCCUCUGUACCUGUUGAAGGUGUGUCCUAAUGCUCCUCUUAGCCCUCCUGGGUUCUACGCCCUCAUCAAGUUCUACUCUGCUGCUCAGGCUUCAAAGGCACAACGGCGGACUGAUGGACGCUUGUUGUUCCAGGACUCUCCCCUCAAGGUGAGGCUGAGCUCCAAACAGAUGCCUCAGUUUCUGUCUAACGGCAGCAGACCUCUGAGCCACGCCCGCUGCGUGGAUCUGGCCAAUCACUGCCUAGGAUUCAACGGGUGGACCUCUGACAUCAUCACAUUGAAGGAGCUUACCAACGAAGAAGAAGGUGAGGUGAAGGAGGAGGAGGAGGAGGAGGGUGGAGGCACAGAGAGGAAGCUCAGGUUUGGCUGUUUGCUGCAGCUGUCCUUCCCUCAUCACGGACAGACGACCAGAGCAUCAGCUGUGGUGGAGGAACGCUUCACCUGCACAGGUCCAGAAGUUUUCCUUCAGAGACGUUGUAAACUACACCGGCUCGUCAGAGAGAGAGCUUUGGUCCAGGCCUUCUCUGCAGUAUUACUCAUACUGCUAGGUGAUGGUAAAGUGAUGGUGGAGGUGAAGCGGACCUCAGAUCAGCUGUUACCUGAGGACACCGAGGGAGUCCUGCAGGUGAACGAGUUUACUCCUGGUGAAGAGGAGGAGGAUGAUGAAGAAGAGUGGGACCUGACCGUAUCAUAAACACCCAGAACAGUGCAUUGUGGGAAACGCUGUGAGAGAUUCAUAUUAAAGCUUAAUUUAUUUAAUAAAUCUGUUUAAUUACUG
Labrus bergylta (ballan wrasse) is the source of this 986-nucleotide messenger RNA. RefSeq names its product RAD52 motif containing 1 (gene rdm1). Lineage: Eukaryota; Metazoa; Chordata; Actinopteri; Labriformes; Labridae. Gene Ontology annotation, cellular component: nucleolus. The record is from RefSeq and is a predicted model, not a curated record. Gene Ontology annotation, molecular function: RNA binding.